Messenger RNA from Schistocerca piceifrons (Central American locust), 1390 nucleotides. It is a transcript of the gene puc, whose product is annotated as dual specificity protein phosphatase 10. Bases 146 to 1390 code for a protein of 414 amino acids. Gene Ontology annotation, molecular function: protein tyrosine/threonine phosphatase activity; MAP kinase tyrosine/serine/threonine phosphatase activity. Gene Ontology annotation, biological process: protein dephosphorylation; negative regulation of MAPK cascade. Gene Ontology annotation, cellular component: cytosol; cytoplasm. The record is from RefSeq and is a predicted model, not a curated record. NCBI's taxonomy places the organism in Eukaryota, Metazoa, Arthropoda, Insecta, Orthoptera, Acrididae. The transcript is spliced from 6 exons.
GCCUAGCGGCAGCAUGGGUGUCGCACUGUUUGGCGUCGGCGCCAGCUACUUUGAGUGCGUGCGUGCGCUGUGCAAGUGUUUGCGGAACUAAACUACACCUUUCGGAUUAUUGUGCUCUCCUCUUCACAUUCCAUUUUUGAGACAGAUGUCGGCGCUGGUGUGCGAGCGGGCAGCGCGCGACGGCCUGAAGCUGUCGCUGAACCGGUCGCUGUCGGAGCCGGCGGGCAGCAACAAGCGCUGCAAGCUGGACCCGCUGAGCCUGCCCGCGACCCCCAGCCCGUGCGCCGAGGCGCAGCCGCUGCUCGCCAGCGCCGUGCAGAUCGUCUACCCGGACGCCCUCGCCGCGCGCCUCGUCCUCGGCGGCGACAAGCCGCUGGUGGUGCUGGACCUGCGGCCGUUCUUCUCGUUCAACGUGAGCCACGUGCGCGGCGCCGUCAACGUGAACUGCUCUGACCGGUUCAACCGGCGGCGGCUGCAGCACGGCAAGGUGUCGCUGGCGGAGCUGGCCGGCAGCGCCGAGGGCCGGCAGGCGCUGCGCCGGCCGCCGGGGGAGGUGGUCGUCGUGUCGGACGACUGCCCCGACGCAGAGGCCGGCGCGGGCCGCAUCUCGGCCGCCAGCGCGCUGCACCUCGUCGUCAGCAGCCUGCUCGCCGACGGCUGGCAGCCCGUCUACCUUGUCGCGGGCGGCCACAAGGAGUUCCAACGGCGGCACUCUGCGCUGUGCGAGAACGCGCUGCUGUGCGCGGACGGCGACGCGGAGUCGUCGUCUGCGGCAGAGCGCGUGGAGGAAGCGCCCGCGUCGCGCGUGCUGCCUUUCCUCGUGCUGGGCAACGCGCGCGACGCGCAGAACCUCGACUGCCUGCGCCGCCUGGGCGUGACGCGCGUGCUCAACGUGACGCAGCAGCUGCAGCCGCCGCCUGCCGCGCCAGACAUCUCCUACAAGCAGCUGCCCGCCGCCGACUCCACGCACCAGAACAUCAAGCAGUACUUCGAAGAGGCCUUCGACUUCAUCGAGGAGGCGCGCAAGACGGGCACGAGCGUGCUGGUACACUGCCAGGCCGGCAUCUCGCGCUCCGCCACCAUCGCCAUCGCCUACAUCAUGAAGCACAAGCUGCUGAGCAUGGUGGACGCGUACAAGCUGGUCAAGUCGGCCCGGCCCAUCAUCUCGCCCAACCUCAACUUCAUGGGCCAGCUGGUGGAGCUGGAGCAGUGCCUGAGUCAGCGGUCGUCGCCGGCCGCCGCCGCCAAGACGCCGGAGGCGGGCCCCGCCGCGGGGCUGGCCGCGGAGCCCCAAGCAGCAAGUCAGCGUGAUAAAGAGCCAGAACUAAGUGACGGGGAUGAAGAAGAUGAAGCUCUGGACAAUGUUUAUGAAACUGAUGAGGAUGAAUGA